UUUCCUCACGACAGCCCAGAGCUCCACGUCUUCGCCAUGCUGUCUCUAGGCUCUCGCUCUUCGCUGCGUCUGACCGUGAUAUGCAGCGCCCUCGCUCUGCUGCUCUCCUGCCAACGCGCCAACGCCUGGUACAAGCAGUCCACCGGCCCCAGCUACUACUCUGUGGGAAGAGCGUCGGGGCUGCUGUCCGGUAUCCGCAGAUCUCCGGAUAUUCGGCGCUCAGAGCCUGAAAACGCGGGGGAGAGCGCCGAGAACAUGGAAGACAACUUCUUGAACAACUUUGGUAGCCAACGGCAAGGAGCGCUUCUCAAAAGUAUGGCUCUGUGUGUAAAAGAUGUCUCCCCGAACCUCCACAGCUGCGAGCUGCUCCCCGACACCUCCAGCACCUUCCAGUGCAAAGCUCAGAUUUACCUGUCGCUGGACAGCUCCGACUGCCUCAACCCCUGACCAUACCGCCACCCCAGAGACUGCCACGCGCCAUUCCUAAUUCCGCCGGACCCCUGAGCUUUAGAUUAGGGGCCAGACGUUUGUGUAGAUUUGUACUUGAUUCUGUAUCUGCUGCAUUAGAACAUUAUGGUUCGACUAAUAAAUGAAAUACACGGA
Molecule: messenger RNA, 603 nt
Organism: Bufo gargarizans (Asiatic toad)
Lineage: Eukaryota; Metazoa; Chordata; Amphibia; Anura; Bufonidae
Gene: NPB
Product: neuropeptide B
Exons: 2
Coding region: 37-447 (136 amino acids)
Biological process (GO): G protein-coupled receptor signaling pathway; feeding behavior
Molecular function (GO): G protein-coupled receptor binding
Source: RefSeq, a predicted model, not a curated record